Camelina sativa (false flax) is the source of this 1255-nucleotide messenger RNA. Its product is annotated as GPN-loop GTPase QQT1. Gene Ontology annotation, molecular function: GTPase activity. The record is from RefSeq and is a predicted model, not a curated record. Lineage: Eukaryota; Viridiplantae; Streptophyta; Magnoliopsida; Brassicales; Brassicaceae. Gene Ontology annotation, cellular component: cytoplasm.
UAAACAUACCGAUUGCGAGUCUCUCUCCACUGUUGACGAACUUAACUUCGACGAGUCUCCGGCGAAACAGGCGACUGAGGUGAGUCUCUUCUAUCUCCGACUAAAUUACACAGAUUGGUGUCAUUCUUCUUCUUCCAAAACCAUGGUGUUUGGACAAGUAGUAAUAGGUCCUCCUGGAUCAGGAAAGACCACUUACUGCAAUGGCAUGUCUCAGUUCCUCCCUCUUAUCGGCAGGAAGGUUGCUAUUGUUAAUUUGGAUCCUGCAAACGAUGCAUUACCUUAUGAGUGUGCUGUGAAUAUCGAAGACCUGAUUAAGUUAGAAGAUGUUAUACUGGAACACUCGCUUGGUCCUAAUGGAGGUCUUGUAUAUUGUAUGGAGUACUUGGAGAAAAACAUUGACUGGCUGGAAUCGAAAUUAAAGCCUCUUCUGAAGGAUCAUUACAUUCUCUUUGAUUUUCCUGGCCAAGUGGAGUUGUUCUUCAUUCAUAACAGUACCAAGAAUGUUCUCACGAAGCUGAUAAAAUCAUUGAACCUCAGAUUAACUGCUGUGCAACUAAUUGAUGCCCAUCUAUGUAGUGAUCCCGGGAACUAUGUAAGCGCAUUGCUUCUCUCCUUAUCCACAAUGCUUCAUAUGGAACUCCCACAUGUCAAUGUCUUGUCUAAAAUCGAUCUGAUUGGCAGCUACGGGAAGCUAGCUUUUAAUUUAGAUUUCUAUACCGAUGUUCAAGACUUGUCAUACUUGGAGCACCAUCUUGGUCGAGAUCCUCGCUCUGCUAAGUACAGAAAACUAACAAAAGAGCUAUGUAGUGUCAUUGAAGAUUACAGUCUUGUAAACUUUACAACCUUGGAUAUUCAGGAUAAAGAAAGUGUUGGGGAUCUGGUAAAGCUCAUUGACAAGAGCAAUGGAUACAUAUUUUCCGGGAUUGAUGCAAGUGUGGUUGAAUACAGCAAGAUUGCAGUUGGUCAAACUGAUUGGGAUUAUAACAGAGUUGCGGCUGUGCAAGAGAAAUACAUGAACGACGAGGACACACAAGACUGAGGAAACGAGACAGAGCUUGAAACUUCCAAAGAAGAUGAAGAACCUGGUUUAAAUCUCUCUGAACCAAACCAUGUAACGGUUUGUAUGAGCCUUUUUUUGUAUUGUUGGGUUCGGUUUUAAGUCUAAACAAUCACACAACUUACUGGUUUUGGUUCUAUGAAUAUGCUAAUUUUGAGAUGAGUAAACUAAUCAGAAUUAAUCACCUUGCUUGCACCU